Penaeus vannamei (Pacific white shrimp) is the source of this 927-nucleotide messenger RNA. The record is from RefSeq and is a predicted model, not a curated record. Lineage: Eukaryota; Metazoa; Arthropoda; Malacostraca; Decapoda; Penaeidae.
CAUACCCCCACCAGGAACCCGCCGGGACUGUUCUGUAGGACGCCGCUCUCCGUCACUUCUCCUCCUCCCUUUUCUCCAGCCUUUUCUCUCUCUCGCAGCCAUGGGCGGGAUCCGAGCCCAGGAGACGAGAGCUAAGAGGCCCUCCCACCCGAAGUACAGCGCCAUGGUCCGCGCAGCCAUAGGGGUCCUGAGAGAGCGCCUGGGGUCGUCCCGCCAGGCGAUCCAGAAGUACAUCCUCACCACCUACAGCGUGAAGGACGAGAAGAAAACGUACACCCACAUCAAGAUAGCGCUGAAGAGGGGCGUCGACAGCGGGUGCCUGACGCAGAUCCGAGGAAGCGGGGCCUCCGGUUCGUUCAAACUGGCCGACGCGCGGAAAGCCGAGAGUCGAGGUCCGAGGAAGACCAAAGCGCACGGUUAUGUCUGCAAGAAGACGUUCGUGAAGGUGGCUGGCGCCGAGAACCCAGCGGGCGGGAGGCAGACCGGCCAAAGGCACCUCUCCAAGGCGGACAUGGAGGAGAGGUCAAGAAUGAGGGAUUUCAUCGCCCGGGAAGCCGUGACAAAAGCAAAAUCCGCUAACAGGGUAAGUGUUAAGCAAUCGUUUACAAGAGUAAAGACCCUUAGCAGGACAAGUGUUAAGAAAUCUAACAAUAUGACUGUCAAGAAAUCUUUUGUUAAAGCAAAGACCUCUACCGAGAUCAGUGUUAAGAAAUCUAACAUGUCAGCUGUUAAGAAAUCAGUAACGAAAGCAAAAGCCGAUAACAAGACAAGUGUCAGGAAAUCUGCCAGCCAACUGCCCAGCAAAGGGAAACCAAAUACACAAAAAUUUACGCUGAAGAAAGCUGCCAAAGCCGUCGGACGGAAGGCGACGAAAAUGAUUAAGAAAACAGCCGUGGCUGUUCGGAAGAAAUUAAAGGAGUAACUUAU